GACGCUCUUGUUGGACGCGCGCAGUGCACUCUGAGCGCACGCCGGCUUUUUUCAGUUUUUCUGUUUUUCAUAAGUUUCAAUUAACAAACUCGGGAUAUUUCCUGGAUGUAUAUAAAAAAAUGACCUGACGACAUGUAGUUUUAUCACAACCAGCUCCUGUGAAGGCGGCGAGUGGGCGUCGGAAGGCUAGCGCCGUGCGCAACAAGAGCAGGUGGAUGGAGAGGCUGGCGCGGGAUGCGGUUUUUCCAGCAGGUCAGCGCCGCUCCGGAGCGGCUGGACUCUACAUUCUGUGCUGAGGGACGUGAUUUGAGCAGGACGUGUUUAAAAAAUCCAUCCCGGUCUCUAACCAUCUCCUUCCAGCUGGGAUGUGAUAUUUUUCGUCCCGAAACUCAGAGCCCUAAAAACAUUCACCCAAAGAUCUCAAAUUCCCAGAACCCCAUGCACAUCCUGGAACUUAACACAUGAAGUCCUCAACCCUUAUUUCCACCAUCCUGUGAAUUCAAAUCAAUGUCCAACCCAAAACCCAUUAAUAGCUACCGUCUCUGACCUCCUCUCUGAUCGCACCCUAUCUCUUACUUGUCAACGUUUUUUUUUUUGUUUACAACCCUUUGAUUUCCCAAAACAUAGUCAGCCAUCAUGGCCUUGGAUCAGUGGCCCUUCCUCUCGACUCCCCCAAACACCUCCAUCCUCGAGCCCCUCCUGUACAACAGCUACAUUCAAGGGAAUUUGUCCGACCUGGCCCUGAACAUCUCAGAGACCAGAGAGCGUCACCAGGACAAGACCAGCUCUGUGGUCAUCACCUUCAUCUAUUUCAUGGUGUGCUCCGUGGGGCUCUGUGGCAACACCCUGGUCAUCUAUGUAAUCCUGCGUUACGCCAAAAUGAAGACAGUCACCAACAUCUACAUCCUGAACCUGGCAGUCGCAGAUGUUUUGUGCAUGAUGAGCCUGCCAUUCAUCGCCCUGCAGCUCGCGCUGGUACACUGGCCCUUCGGAGAAGCUCUUUGCAGAGUGAUCAUGACUGUAGACUCUCUCAAUCAGUUCACCAGCAUCUUCUGUCUGAUGCUGAUGAGCAUCGAUCGAUACUUGGCCGUGGUCCACCCCAUUAAAUCUACAAAAUGGCGGAAGCCCCGUGUAGCCAAGCUAAUUAACCUGACAGUCUGGGGUGUGUCGCUGUUGGUCAUUCUGCCAACUAUGAUCUUCAGUGGCCUGGACAAGGUGCCAGUAUGUGGCAUCGUGUGGCCGGAGCCCCAGGACGUCUAUUACACAGCCUUCAUAUUCUACACCUUUUUCAUUGGUUUCUUCUUGCCCCUGGCAGUCAUAUGUAUGUGCUACCUGCUUAUUAUAAUCAAGGUGAAGUCGUCUGGCAUGAGAGUGGGCUCCACCAAGCGCAAGCGCUCAGAGCGCAAGGUGACAAGGAUGGUGUCCAUUGUGGUGGCCGUGUUCGUGCUCUGCUGGCUGCCGUUCUACAUCUUCAACGUCACCUCUGUCACCAGCUCCAUCAGCCCCACCUCUGCUGUGAAGAGCACCUUCGACUUUGUGGUGGUCCUCGGCUACGCCAACAGCUGCGCGAACCCCAUCCUGUAUGCCUUCCUGUCGGACAACUUCAAGAAGAGCUUUCAGAAAGUUCUGUGUCUGAAAAAGGUGGCGGGCCUGGACGAGAUAGAGCGCAGCGACAGCAGGGCGGACAGGAGCAGGAUGGUCAUCGAUGCAGUGAACAACGCCAACUUGGAGACUCACAAUGCCGCCCUGCUCAACUGCGAGCUUCAGACCAGCAUCUGAGGAUAAAAUAGAAGCAGUCACAUCUAGGGAGGCCAGAGAGACUGAGCAGUGGUGCUUGGGGGAUGAUGGGCUCCUCUUGCACUGCUAGUGACCUCGGCUCAAUGACGCCGGGGCGAGAGGAUGAUGUUAUAGCUGCCGCUCAUGGACAAGGACACAUGAGCAUAGUGAGUGAAAAAAAUAAACAAUUUCAUCAGGGUUUUCAAAGGUCUGGGAAAGUACACUGACUCCAGAUCAAACACUUUAUAUGUGGACUAAUGAGGGAACUUUAGUUGAUUAGCCCUGAGCUGAAGCUAAUGUAUGAUAUGACAAAUUAUGUUCAACACUGUAGAGAAAUCAAACACAAAUAAGACUGCAGCUCACGCUCACCAGCCUGGGACUACUAUCAAGCUACCAGAAAAAAAACUACCAUCGAAGAGUGGACCCACCGGAGAAAAAGCAGGGGGUGAGUUCACCCAUAGUGAGGACAGAGGCGGCUGAGCUCCGUCUCUGACUCAGUGAUGGAGAUUUCCAGAUCUUACAAGGUCGGGCAUUGAUUUCUCUGAAUGUGGAAAUACUCUGGAAGAAGUGGGCCAAACAUUUCAAGCUGGCACUGUAAUUCUCCAGAGACUUUGAAAGAUAAAUAUCAGCAACUAAAGCUCAAAGAUGAAUACUUUCAUGGUCAUGUUUUAUUCCUACCAGCUGAAUCGUCUGGUCUUGCAUGAUCGACAGUGCAACAAAAUGGUAAACCUGUCAAAACAAAUCAUAUUUACCCUGAAAGGAAGGAUGCUCUUUUCCCCAUCUCAGUGAAAGGAGCUGCAUUGAUCUGUAAAUGCUUGAAUUUAACAUCUUGGAUUACUGAUUAUGUGGAAGGAAGGGAAAACAUAUUGGGAGACGCUCUGACCCUGCGUACUUUGUAUAUAGGAAAUGUAUUUUUUCUUGUCAACCUCUAGGGGAACGUUGUGCUCAUAACUUCAUGUCCAAGCCAAAAUGAAUCUCAAAGGCAAACCCUGCUGUAAAAUUCUGCGUUGUUGUGAUGUGUCAGGAAAAGCUUUGAAACUAUGUUUGCGGAAUCCAUCACGCAUAUGUUAUAUGUCACUGCAACCUGGUCUUUAAAAUAUUUUCCCUCUGUGCCAGAGACGCAGCGAUGAAGAGCCAAUUUCUUCUUGUAAAGUUCUGUGUUUUGACAAUGUAAUAUUUCUGAGUUUAACGUCGCCUAAGACAGCAUGUGGUUUCAAAGACGCUUAAAUCUCACAGACGACAGGAAAAUGCAUCGCUUUGUCAAAGAGGGAGAGGGAAAGGAUGAAGAGGAAAACACAGGGAAAUAAAUACUUACAGGUGAAAAGAAGAGAUGGAGAUGUGUGGCUGAGAGAGCGAUACACCGAAACACAAAUAUAAUCUAUUGCAUUUUAUUCUCAAUAUAAUUUUCUUUUUCAUAAUAUAACUGCGGACGUCCCGAUGGUUGGGCAACAACGACUGAGAAGAGCCGGUUGUGUUUCUGAAGCUCUGAACUGAACUCACCUGAAUUUACACAUCAGACUAUUUAAUCACAGAACCUGUCAUUUAACUAUCAAUGCAUUUUAUAUGUGUUUGGUUGAUUUCAGCUUGUUAUUACACAAAAUCCAAAAUCAAUGUAAAGUUGACUUGAAGGACUCGUGAAGUACAAAGUCUUUGGCCUUACUGUGCUUUCUGACCCAUCAGCCACCACACCUACCCACCUGUUUUUUAAUGUGGCAGUUGGAAAACCCACAAUACCAUAAGAGAUUUCUAACUUAGUGCUCUAUUGCUCCAUUGUAUAACUGUGUGCACCGCUAUCUGGUGCGUGCUCACUCCUACUGUCGGACGCAAUCAUCCGUAAGGUUUUUACUGUUCAAUCGGACAAUCAGACCUCAUAGAUUCAGCUGCUGUUAUUCACAUACCCACAAGUGCAGUCUCUCUCUCUCAUGCAAGAACUUCUCUUUUCACUCUUUCGUCCACAUGUGCACAAUACAUAUUAAAAAGAAAAACAUUUAUUUAAAGUAGAUUUAGACUAGGGGCGCUUUUACUAUGUUGGUCUGGAAGAUUAGCUAAAGAUGGAGGACAUGCAUCUGUUCAAACUGGAUUUUAAAGCUGGCUAUUAAAAUCUUGUUUUCCCAGGUCCAGUUUUACCCAGUUGAUAAUCCAGCUUGGUUUUUAACUUCAGACAGACAGAAGUACAAGAGACAUGCAAUUUACUAAUUUAUGAAGCAUAUAUAGAUCAUUCAUAAAGUACCUCCACACCCACUCUCAUGCAACAGAUGUCACCAAAGUGACAUAUUCCAACCAGUACAGUUCUGUGUGAUGAAUAUGAAGGCAAACUCUUCAGCCUUGUUGAUCUCCACAUGUCACACAGACAUAAGCGCUUUGCACCCUUGUCUGAAUAAUGCAAAAGGCGAUAAGGGUGACGAGCUGUGUAACGUAAUACUCUAAGUUAUUCCGUUUUUUAAAGGAUAAAUUAAAAUACAUCUGUUGAAAAUGGAGACAGUCAGCAACACAAAGAAUGGAAAAAACACAACAUAAAUAUUCAGGAAAUUAAAUUAACAUCGAUUAGCUUUUCAUUUUCAGUCUGAAAAGGAGAAGGAAGAAGCAACAUGCUUGUCUCAUCCUACCCCCCUAUUCUUCAUUUAAUCAUCAAAUGGAAAUUACAAAUACAACUCCAUACUUCCCCCAGUGUCCAACUGCCCACUACAUCGCUGCAGUCUUCUUCUCUAAUGUGCAGAAACAUACCUUUCCUCUCAGUAUUUUCUGCUCCUCUCAUAAACGAUGUAUUUAUACAUCUUUUUAAACAUUCUGAGAUCAUUGCUUUGUUUUAUUUCCUCCCUCAGGCUAUUCUACAAAAUCUCCCCACAGACUGACAUGUUUGUAUUUAGACUGGUGCGAAAUAUCAGGUUAAAUUUCUCUCUCAAAUGAAAACUCCCAAAACAACAUUUGUACGUUUCCAGGAAAUAGAUUAUUUCUUACUGUGUACUUGUUUUAAAUUCCACCAGGUCCAUGACCUUCAAUCUAUAUGGCUUUAAAAACAAAUUAUUUGUGAGUUGAUAUCCGACGUUAGGUACGAUCCCUAUGGCUCUUUUUUGUAGUGAGCGUCAUUGUUGCAGGGAGGUUUUGAAGGUGAUGCCUUAACACAAUUAUCCACUUAUGAUCUCUAUCUUUGUCUUCACCCCCCUUCCAGCUCAUUUCUGUGUCUCUCUUUCUCUCUCUCUCUUUCAUUUGCGUGCAUGGCUGGUGAAGAAUAUGAGCUGACACAAAUUUUACACCCACCCAAGCUGAUCUGAGCUGAAAUGAACUGAACCAUGCUAAGGAAAGCACAAUGUCUGUCUAUGCCACUGGCUAUCUGAACAUAAUUAACAGACCUUAUGUACGUAAUGGAGCACCCUGAUGUUUUAUAGAUGUUGAUGAGACAGUUUGUGUCAAAACCAGUGUAAAUGUACAGCUACAAAGGGGAGCUGUGGCGAUGAGACGGUGCCUGUGGUAACUGCUUUCUCUGUCAUUUUGGAAAUGGAGACCUGAAUAUGUCUCUGAAAUUAGGUCGUGCCAUGUUCUGGAAAAGAUGCGAUUAUCUGGGUUGACACCGAUCUCAACUUGCCGGGUUCAGCUCAGCGCCAAAUGUAGAAAGUGCAUUUGUCUGAAUAUCUGGCUGAUUCCUGCCACUCUGUAGUGUAGAAAAGCAAAGCCGGGGGGGGGGAGGGGACCUCUCUGUUUCUGAGUUCUGUGUAUUUUGUUUUUUGAAGCAUUAGUUAAUUUGCGAAGGGCUAGAACGUGCACUCCAGAGGAUGCACCGUUCAAUAUUAAACUCUGUGUAUUUGUGGUAUCCGUCACUUUGUUAUAUAGCCUCUUUACUUUAUCACCACACGUACUAAAUCCAGUGAUUCAUUUCUACUGGGUGUGACCUCUUUUGCUAGAUACACUCUCAGAAAAAACAGGAAAAAAUAAUGUUGAAGUUGUACAGUGGUUUGUGUUUGUGUUUAGCAACAACAGAUGCAGCUGCUUAGGUCAUGAUCGGCAGCACAAAUGGAGUUCAGUGAAAUAAAAUAAAAUGUUUUCCACAAUACAGAUAAUAAUUCUGACUAAGACAAAUUAGAAGUAAGCUGGUAAUAACUUACCCUCCCCCAGGAAUGCGAUUUGUUUAAGGGGUGUGGCUUGGUGCACCUGAAAUGUUUAAAUAGGUGCUUGAACGAGUGGCACUAUCCGUGGUACUGAAAGAGAGCUCUCAUGCUGGCAUGUAAAAUCAGCGCUUUGGUUUUGUUGGACAUGAUCGCAUCCCCCGUGUGUGCAUGAAGAAAGGAAGACAUACGUGUGACAGUGUUACGCUGACUCUAAUUUUCAAAAAUGGAUUUCAAAUAUUCCUGAAACUAAAGUGGAUGGAGUUGUUAAAGUUUUACUUGUGCCAGACGACAGGUGUUAGAAUGAUGUUCAGGUUGCACCUAAACCACAAAACAACCAGAUUAAUACGCACCAACUAAAAGUUUCAUUUGUGAUUACAGAUGCAUCCGAUUGCAAAGUCAUCAAAUUAUUUUCCCAAAUUCAAUGCACGUUGCUGUUAUAAUCUAAAUUCAACCCUUUUUUCUAUGUCGUAACGUUUGCUCACGGGCUUCAUCUUUUAUAAAAACCCACUGUGGUUCGUGAUUUGCAGUAUUUUCAUUCAUAAAAAUGUUCAAAAACAGAUCUCUCCCUGCAGACAUGGAUAUGUACCUUCCUGCUCUGUUACUUUUGUCUAUGUGCCUUGGAACUUAAACUGCAUAUAAUAUCAUGUGAAGACAUUGGUGUACUGCAACUCAAGAUUUUAACCUGUUCAUCCCAAAAGCCAAGCAACCAAAGGCCUUUGUAUUGUACAGACGGUACAUGUCGGUAACCAAAACAUUACAGAGACUUGCUGUAUAUUAUUUUUAAUACUUUUACCCUGGCUUACAUAGCUUAUGUUUGUGUGGUUUAAUGUUAGAAGCAGAUGUUUAUUUGUGACUCUUUAUUGUUGCAUAGUUGAUAAUGUGAUCACUGAUUGUAACAGACAGGCCGUUGUCUCUGCAAUUAAACUGCAGACCAGUUUCUGCUC
Messenger RNA from Paralichthys olivaceus (Japanese flounder), 6823 nucleotides. RefSeq names its product somatostatin receptor 2a (gene sstr2a). Gene Ontology annotation, biological process: cellular response to glucocorticoid stimulus; cellular response to estradiol stimulus; neuropeptide signaling pathway. NCBI's taxonomy places the organism in Eukaryota, Metazoa, Chordata, Actinopteri, Pleuronectiformes, Paralichthyidae. Gene Ontology annotation, cellular component: plasma membrane; neuron projection. The record is from RefSeq and is a predicted model, not a curated record. Gene Ontology annotation, molecular function: somatostatin receptor activity; neuropeptide binding.